Magallana angulata is the source of this 4790-nucleotide messenger RNA. RefSeq names its product stromal interaction molecule 1-like. Lineage: Eukaryota; Metazoa; Mollusca; Bivalvia; Ostreida; Ostreidae. Gene Ontology annotation, biological process: activation of store-operated calcium channel activity; intracellular calcium ion homeostasis; store-operated calcium entry. Gene Ontology annotation, cellular component: plasma membrane; endoplasmic reticulum. Gene Ontology annotation, molecular function: calcium channel regulator activity; calcium ion binding; protein binding. The record is from RefSeq and is a predicted model, not a curated record.
UCCUGUUGGUGACGAUUCGAGAUUGCGAAGACUCCGGGAUUAUAAAAUUGUCGCAGUAAUGUUGUAACGAACAGUAUGUGGCAUUGUUUGUAUAUUUGGAUUAAUGAUGAAAUUCGGUUUAAAUCUUAUUGUUCUCAUGGAAAAGGACUAUCAUCAUCAACGUCUUUCAAAAAUGACAAGUGCCUUCUGUGUAACAGUGUCGGCUUUCAUUGCUUUCACUGCUCUCGGAUUUGCUGCCAAUUCAACAAACAGAAGUGAACCUCUCAGGAACUUUGAGAUGUUCAAUGCCGAUGGAAAGUUUGUUAUUGUUUGUGACGAGAAAGACAUUGUUUGCAAGCGAGAUAACAUUAGUCUUGAAGCUGUGUAUGAGAUACACCAUCUCAUAGAUGACGACCAAAAUGGCAAUGUUGACCAAUCAGAGAGCGAUGAGUUUAUGAGAGAUGAACUUCAAUACAAAGACGGCUCAAAUGAAAGGCUGUCCAUUUUCCAUGGCAAUGACAAAUUGAUAAGUGUGGAGGAUUUGUGGCGCGCAUGGAAAAAGUCACAAGUGUACAACUGGACAGUGGAGGAGGUCACUGAUUGGUUAGACAGACAUGUGGAGCUCAGCCAAUACAUAGCCACCUUCAAGUCGGCCAAAAUCGACGGCACCAUGCUACCAAGCAUUGCCAUUCAGAAUAACAACUUCACUAGGAAUGUCUUAAAGAUUAAGAAUGCCAUCCAUCGACAGAAGAUCUCUGUCAAAGCUAUGGAUCUCAUCCUGUUUGGGCCUCCGAAAGAUAAGCCUAACUAUGUGAAGGACCUGAUCCUAGUGACCUCCCUUUGUGUAGCUCUCUUGGGCUGUGGCAUUGCCUACUCCUUCCACAAGACCUCCAAAAACCAGAUGAAGAAAGUGAUGGAAGAGAUGGAGAACCUACAGAAGGCUGAGGACUCACUGAUGGCUCUUCAGGAUAAGCUGUUACAGGCGGAGGAGAAACAGAAAUCAGCUUAUCAAGAGAAAGAGACCCUAGAGAUGAGAUACCAGGAUGAAAUUGAUCUGGCAAAGAGAGAGGCAGAGAAACUUAGAAAAGAAAGAGAGGCAGGAAAACAAGAAGAGAACUCUGUGGUGUCUCUGGCAGAGAGGGAAUUAGAACAGGUGAGAGCAGCCCUGAGGAGGGCAGAGAAAGAACUGGAGAAGAAAGCUCACAGUGUACCACCUGAUCUCCAGCCAUGGCUGCAGCUGACGUAUGAAACAGAACAAAUGUACUUCCACAUCAAGAAACGAGAGGCAGAGAGACAGCUAGAUCAGGCCAGGGAGGAGUGUAGAAGAAUUCAGAAGAAGAGAGGAACUUUAUUUGGGCCGCUGAGGAUGGCUCCAAGUAACACCAUAGACGAGUUCGAUAAUAAGAUAGAAUGUGCCAGGCAAGCCCUGGAUGAGGUCAGGAAGUGUUUGACAGAGAAAUCCCAGAGGUGGCACCACAUAGAGCAACUGUGUGGCUUCUCCAUCAGCAACAACCCCGGCAAAGAGCACCUGCUGCAGACUCUGUAUAUGGACUCAGGUAGCAGUACUGUAGGCUUUAAUUCUGCACUGGGCAGCUUAAACGUGGAUGAGGCUGAACUAGAUGAAGAUCCACAGUUUGGCUUACAUCGGCCCAAGUCUGCAGCCAUGUAUUAUACGUCUUCGAUGGCAAAUGGUUUUUCACGUCCACCCCUGUACACAGGAUACCAAAUGCAGGUGCGACAACGCCCCAAAGCUUUAGUGGGUAGCAGUUCCUCGCUGGUCCGUAUGGGCUUUGCAGGCAGCAACAGUUCUCUGAGCCGCCCAGGGCAUGUAGGGGGCAGGGUGGGUGAUGCUUCUGUGUCCCCUGUAUCCCCCUUGUCAGAGACCACCAGUGUUAUUUCUGACUCUGACAGACCGCUGUUUAAUCUGGACGAGAGUUCCUCGGAAUCUCCCUCCUCCUCAGAGACAGAUAAACCUGUAGAGACGGGGCGGACUGAGGAUUCAGACUCGGACUCAAAAGGGACCAAGCACACCGAGCGCUCUAUAUCCAAUGGAAGCGGUGGGAGUAGUCAACCGCAGUCGGCCAGUAAGGAAAGAGAUAGUGUGGGUAAUUAUAGUCUACCCACAAGUUCACAGCUGAUCUCUCAAAACUCCAGUCCCGUUUUAAUGCCAAAGUCCCAGUCAGAGCUGAACAUAAAGAAGAUGUAUGUGAAGUCAGUAAGUGUAGAGAACAAUGGAAAGCUUGACCCAGAAAGACUGGAAAACAAGAAAAAACGAAAUCAGUUCCUCAAACUGUUAACGUUCAAAAAGAAAAAGUCAUAGCAAGAAAAGUGUGAGGAAUAUAUCUAGAUCUACAAAUCUGUAGGUUUUGUUGAGUGUCAGAGAAGCUCUCGCAUAAAAUGUAGCAUCGUCUUUUGUUCCAGCAUUCCAUAGCUGGAGGACAGUGAAUUUGAUCCAGGGCAACAUCACCCUGAGUGUUUAAGGAAGUUACAUCCAGGGUUGUUACACUUUAACCUUCAGUUUGAAAAAUCUGAAUGUUUAUCAUGCUUUCAUAUGCUUGUUCAUACAGAUUCUGCAAUUAUAGAUGAGAUUCUGUAGAGAUUUGUAUUAGUGGCCUUAAUUUGUAUUUUCUUGUACAUGUCAUGUAUGUUCAGUUGCUAAUGGAGAUAUUUUUAGAUAAUUUAUGGAAUGAAUUGUAAUGGUCAUAAUGUUUCAAAAACUUUUAUCAUGCAUAGAAUGCUUUAAGAAGAGAUGUUGGAUAUGUUGUAUUUUCUGUGGUUUAUCAAAGGUGCUCAUUAUUACAUUGAACACUGGCAGAAAUGUCUAUUGAGGGAAUUAAUUCCAACAAAUGGCGUCACAGAAAAGAUUUUUUCUUCUGCACCAUACCUAUCAUAUGCUGGGGCUUGAAGCAUAUUAAAAAUCUUAUUGAAAGUGUUGUGAGUAUUUCAGAUAGCAUGUAUUUUUUUAUUUGAAACUACAAUACAUUGCAAGCAGAAGUUUUGAAAAUCCUACAUCGUCUGUUAUGCCUCACUUCAAUUUCUUGUGAAAAAGAAGCUUUCACUUGAAAUUUUUUUUGUCUGUGUUUUAAUAUUUCACAAAAUUAUAUUAUAUGCACUUAACAUUAGAUUAAGAUGAAAUUUCCAUUUGAAAUCUAUGCAAGUGCUUUUUUCUUGAGAAUUUUACUGAACAAUUUCUGAGAAAACUUCAUGUGAGGUGAAGUUUUCUUUUUUACAACAAAUAGAAGAUGUGUGAUCUCUGAACAUUAAAAAGUUGAAGAGUUAUUCCCACUUUUUGAUGUAGCAUUUAUCAUUAUUAUUGGUUAAGUACUUUUGUAGCAAUGCAAGAAAGAUUCAGCAUUUGCUGUCAUUUUGUUUUGGCGUUUGGUUCUGCUGAGUUUAGAUUUUGACUGUCUAUCAAUAUGUGAAAUAUUUCACUCUAGUAUUCUUUACCAAGCAAGUGUUAAGUUGUGUUGUAAUUAGAUUAUUUAAUCAUUCUAAUCAUGUAAUGAAUACUAUAGUUAUUUUUUAAUUAGCUUUUGUAAAUGAUGCACCUAUUCACAACAGGUACAUUAUAUACAAUAAGAGAUGACAAAGUAAAAGUUUGGAUCAUGUCCAUGACAUUUCAUCAAAAGUGACAUCAGAAAAGUUUAAUUUCAAGUCAAAUUGACAUCAAUAUUAUUAUUAAAGAUAGUUAUUCAAUACAUAAUUCUGCAUGGCAUUUUAGAUCAAUCCCCACAUUUCAUCUUAAUUAUCCUAUAAAGUUAAAGAUCUUGAAGUGAAAUGUCAUGGAAUAUACGAGGCUAGAGAAAAAGAGAGAGUUGUGCCAAAUUCCUGGAGUGUUCUCAUUCCCUCUUUUACCCUGUCCAGCAUUGCUGGCUAUGGAUCCGUAUGGGGAUUCACCUUGUUUUUUGUCAACGAAUAUCAUGAUAUCUUUCAGCUGGGCUCUAGUUUUUGUAGUUAAGUAGACAAUCAUUUGUGUUCAUGUAUUUUGGGUGUCGUUUAGACAAAUGCAAUUGUAGAAAUUAGGAUGAAAUGUAUAACAUUCCUGCCAGGUACUAGUAUGUCAAUGCUUUAGUGUUGGGAUAGCUUAUUUUGAUUCCAUGCUUGAAACCUAUUCCCUUUCUUGUUUUUCCACCUGUCUGGUAUGAUUUUACCUGUUUAUUAAAUACAUUCCUUUGUCACCCUCUCUAGGAAACAUAAUUUGGGUCGCAUUUAUAUUUUUACCAAACGAUGGUCAUUUAUGUAUACCACCUCACUGGGAGAUUGUCAACAUUAAUACACCAAUACUGCAAUCAUAAGCUGAAUCUCGCCCUGCUUGUUUAGUGUUUUUUAGACCAAUGUUCUAAGUUGCUGAUACCCAUUUACAUCAUGUUCAUUAAUUGCCAUUUUCUCUCUCUGAUUAUAUCUAAAAGCUGCUUUUCUGUGAAAAAAUAAUGUUCUACACAAAAGGUGCAAUUAAACAAAAAACUGGUCUACAAAUGUACCUGUCUUGCCAUUGAUUGAAGUAAUUACAAUAUUACAGAAUGGAUUUGUUGGUGUUUUGUUUACAGAUUUAGUCAAUCAUUGUAUAGUGUGUACUACCUCUAGACUUGCUUUUUGUUCAGCCAAGCAUCUGUUGUACUGAUAGGCAUUGCUCUAAAUCUGCUUUAUGAAUUGAUGCUCCACAUAUUUACAUUGUGCUGAGUUCAUGGAACACGGUCCCCAUUCCUACAGCAUUGUUAUCAUAAGGCUAUGAACCUCAACACGACUUGGCACUGUUGGUAGGGCCCAAGGGGCGAAUAGUCAACACUGCUAUAACAUAUUAGGUCUUUUAU